This is a messenger RNA of Solea senegalensis (Senegalese sole), 7302 nucleotides long. RefSeq names its product serine/threonine-protein kinase WNK1-like. Gene Ontology annotation, biological process: protein phosphorylation; positive regulation of potassium ion import across plasma membrane; monoatomic ion homeostasis. The coding region runs from base 655 to 6564 and encodes 1969 amino acids. Gene Ontology annotation, molecular function: potassium channel inhibitor activity; protein serine/threonine kinase activity; chloride channel inhibitor activity. The record is from RefSeq and is a predicted model, not a curated record. Gene Ontology annotation, cellular component: cytosol; cytoplasm. The transcript is spliced from 29 exons. NCBI's taxonomy places the organism in Eukaryota, Metazoa, Chordata, Actinopteri, Pleuronectiformes, Soleidae.
UAUUUCGUCAAUAUAUAGCUAAUGCUCCGCUUGUUUGAAAGCGAGCCCACAUAAACCAACUAUGACUUCUACUGGGCGACGUACUCGAGACACAGUUUAGGAUAAUGUACAUGUGUUUUCAUAGAAGUGCGAAAACGGUUUACUGCCGCGUGGAUACAUUUUCAACGCCGACGAUCGUCAGCUGUGUUGUGGAUACAAUAUUGAGUGAAACUGGACUGGAACAUACAGGGAUUCUCCUGCCGCCCUGCCAUUGCCUACAGUAGGAGGUUUGGAGCCUGUUGUGUGUGUAUAAGUUCCUCACCGAUGGUUCCAUAUGAUUAAGAAUACCUGCGCCAAGAGUCUGACAGAAUGGAUGGUGUGGACCUAAAGAGACUUGCGUAUCAACAUCAACAACACUCUGUGUUUCGUUGCAGAGUAAAAUCUUUCCCCAUUUACAAGAGAACACCGCCGAUCUUACACCUUCACUCUCUGCACCGUGUGUGUAUGUAAGGUAAUCCCUGAGCAGUAAAAAAAGUCAGGGAUAGAAGUUGACAUUCUAUCUUUUUAAAGUAACGGGCAAAUAUAGAUCUACAAGCCUGUGGGAUGGACAUGGAAAUAUCCUUAUUUUAAUUAUUUCAAGAAGUGUUCCGCCUUACUCUUAGUGUGGGUGGUGGGAUGUCGGAAAAGCCAGACGACAAAAUGGUGAAGUUCCUGGCUCCCCCUCAGAAGAGUGGAAAUGGCCCCAGCUCUGGGUCAGAUUCAAUGGUCAGUGAGUGCCGACCGACAGAGGUCAGACGACGGCAUCACACCAUGGAGCGUGACAAGUGUAACCCUGAACACCGUUUCUUGCGCCGUAGUGUCAUCAGUGAUUCUAAUGCUACAGCGUUGGCCCUCCCUUUACCCAGCAAGAUCCCAAUCCCUGUACCUCAAUGGGUCCAGCUACAGGAAGCCGCUCCCCAACGGCAACAGACAGUUGCUGCUCAUUUGUUGCGAACUGAUAAAAUCUUAACUCAAAAUGAGAUGUCCAUUGAUCAUGGAAGAGGAGAAGAAAGAAAAGACAUAGAAAUAGCCAAGGUGGAUGUAGUGCCUUUAGACCAGGAGCCUGCCAUUGUACAAGAUACCUUGGAGGUGGUACAAGCGUCAAAAUCUGUACCAUGCCUUGGAAGAGAAUUGCCAAGUCGAACAGAGAAUGAAAAUAUUGCUGAAGUGAAAGUACAUCAUGAAGAGGAGGGGGAGGAAGAGGAUAAGGAUUCAGCCAGGGCACGAGCAGAGGCAGAGCAGAGAGAAGCUGAGAAAAAAGUGGAGGAUGACAUUGAAGAAGCAGAGACCAAAGCAGUAGGAACAUCACCAGAUGGGCGUUUCCUUAAGUUUGAUAUAGAAAUUGGACGUGGCUCCUUCAAGACCGUCUACAAGGGCUUGGACACUGAGACCACAGUGGAGGUGGCUUGGUGUGAACUGCAGGAUCGUAAGCUGUCAAAGACGGAGAGGCAGCGCUUUAAAGAGGAAGCGGGAAUGUUAAAGGGACUGCAGCAUCCCAACAUUGUCCGCUUUUAUGACUCCUGGGAGGGACCCUCCAAAGGCAGGAAGUGCAUUGUUCUGGUCACUGAACUCAUGACUUCUGGCACACUCAAAACAUACCUAAAGCGUUUUAAAGUGAUGAAAAUUAAAGUGCUUCGGAGCUGGUGUCGACAAAUCCUCAAGGGGCUUCACUUCCUUCAUACUCGGACUCCCCCCAUCAUCCACAGGGACCUUAAGUGUGACAACAUUUUCAUCACUGGCCCAACAGGAUCAGUGAAGAUUGGAGAUCUGGGACUGGCCACACUGAAGCGUGCAUCCUUUGCCAAGAGUGUUAUAGGUACCCCUGAAUUCAUGGCGCCUGAGAUGUAUGAGGAGAAGUACGACGAGUCAGUGGAUGUGUAUGCCUUUGGAAUGUGCAUGCUGGAGAUGGCCACCUCAGAGUACCCUUACUCAGAGUGCCAGAAUGCUGCACAGAUCUACCGCAGAGUUACCAGCGGGGUGAAGCCGGGCAGCUUUGACAAGGUGGCCUUCCCUGAAGUGAAGGAGAUCAUCGAGGGGUGUAUUCGCCAGAACAAAGAUGAGAGGUACUCAAUCAAGGACCUACUGAACCACGUAUUCUUCCAGGAGGACACAGGUGUGCGUGUGGAGCUGGCAGAAGAGGAUGAUGGAGAGAUGCAGGCGAUUAAGUUAUGGCUGAGAAUUGAGGAUAUUAAGAAACUCAAGGGGAAGUACAAAGACAAUGAAGCAAUUGAGUUUUCUUUUGACCUCAACAAAGAUGUCUCAGAAGAUGUGGCUCAAGAAAUGGUCGAAUCUGGUUAUGUGUGCGAAGGUGACCACAAGACCAUUGCAAAGGCUAUUAAGGACAGGGUGUCUCUGAUCAGCCGCAAGAGAGCUCAGUGGCAGCAGGUCCGAGAAGAUCAAGAGAAGAGAAGGUUAGAAGAAGAGAUGCAGAGUCAGUUACUGCUUGCGCAGCAACCAGGACAACAAUCCAGCACAGAGUUGCCUCAGCCAGUGCCUCAGCCUGCUCCUUACAUUUCUCCACAACCAAACCAACACAGCACACAGAUGUCUGCUCAACCUGCAUCACAGCAGAGCCUCCAGACUUCUAACUACUCGAACACUUCUCAAUCAACCUCACUGACUGCCAUGGCACAGGGGGUCCCUUAUGUCCCCCAGUCAACGGGACAAGUUCAGGGACAAGGUGUGACCACCAUCCAGCCAGAGUCGGAGGAGCUGGAGUCCGACCAACAGCUACAGCACAUUGCAGGAGCAGCUGUUUACACGGGAGACAGAUUGCCUAGUUCCUCCAUCCUUCCUGAUGCUCAGCCUCUUCAGCCUGGAGUUUCCUACAGCUCUGCUCCCUGUCAGCACCUUCAGCUGCAGGUGUCUUGUGCGCAGACACAAAAUGAACAAGUGCAACAGCAGCAACUGUCAGUGGGUCAGUCCCAGAUGCAAGGUGUCCAGCCCGAAGUUCCAGCAGCCACUAGCCAGGCUGUUCCUGUGGCACCUACACAGUAUGGAGUUUACUACCAACCAUCGCUCCCCCCUCAGAUUUCCAACCAGCAAGUGAUGAUGCCUCCAUUAUCGUCGUCCUCUGUACCCCAGCAGCAACAGGUGGAGAACAGCUCCACAGUUCAAAGCUCCACUGUACCGCAGUCACACACUGGAGCCCAGCAGCCACAGUCUUGGGCCAAUGAGCCAAGUCCUGUCCUGUCUCCUCCACUCAACGCAGAGCAUCUUUAUUUCCUCUAUCAGGCCUCGUGCCUCUCUGUUGUGCAGGCUCCUGCGAGUGUAUCUCAGUCAACACCAGAACAAUUGGCAGGAUCUUUACCUCUGCUGCCACCGUCUGUAGAAAGCUGCCUGUCAGAUGCAGCCUCCGGUCUUAGUGACGGUAAUGAUGGAAGUUCUACAUCAGGAGGUCGCCACGAGGGGCGCUCGCUAAAGCGCCACCAGAGGCGAUCCGUGCGCAGCCGCUCCCGCCACGAAAAGUCUGCAAAGGCCAAGCUGAAUGUUCUCAGUAUCUCUAAUGUGGGUGACAGAGUAGCAGAGUGCCAGCUGGAAACUCACAACAGGAAGAUGGUGACCUUCAGAUUUGACCUAGAUGGCGAUAAUCCAGAGGAGAUUGCACAGAUCAUGGUUGAGAGUGAGUUUAUCUUGGAGUGUGAGCGAGAGUCCUUCAUUGAGCAGGUUCGGGAAGUCAUCGAAAUGGCUGAUGAGAAGGGAGAGAGGAUAAAGGAAGGCUUUCCUCAGUUGAGUGACCUUCAACAGCAGCCUGAGCUGUCCAUCCCCAUGCUGCCAGGUAUUUCUCCCAGUACAACGGCCCAGGUGGUGCAUUCAGCAGGACGAAGGUUUAUCGUCAGCCCGGUGCCAGAGUCUCGUCUUAAAGAGCAGUUCUUUGGAGCUCCUUCAGCUAAUAACUCCUUUGGAGAUGACUCUGCCCCUGCUCCCCCUAUAACGUUGGGCCUUUCUCUGUCUGCUCCAUCUGGGCUCCUCCAGCAGGCUUUAAGUAACAUGAAGAUGCAGACUCGUGAAGAGAGAGCCAACACCCUUGAGCCCUCUGCUGCUGAGCAGGAACCAUGCUCUGUCCCGUCCACUGAGCCUGGACUCGGCCCAAACUCCAACAAUGUCCUGGCUCCUCUGGAAGCUUUAGCUUCCACUGCUAGCCCAAACUUUCCUGCCACGUCUACUGUAACAUCCUCACAACCUGUGAAAGUUUCCCCUCCACCUUUAUCCACUCAGCCCCAAACACCUGCUCCAGUCAUCAAUGAUCCCAGUCCACCCCCCCAGUCUUCCCAUGAAACACCUCCCUCACAGCUUCCAUCGGCGACCAGUAUCCCUCCUUCAACUACCACUAUUUCACCUGCAUCCACGCAAAACUCCGUCCCUGCAGUACCUGGGCCUCAGACGAACAGUAGCUCUGUCAGUGUUUCUUCUGGAUCUGGUGCUCCAUCUAGUUCUGGUAGUGGUAGUGGUAGUUAUAGUGCUGUACCUGCUUCAGAGCAGCAGCCUUUCAGUAGUGCUGUUACAUCUUCUCAGCCUAUGAAUGCAUCCAUCCAUCCUCCCGCCCCAUCAACCAAUCAGAGUCAGGUCCAAGGACAGCCGGUAGAGUCAGAAGGGGCUGAUCUCCAGUCAAAGAAUGCUGGUCGAGAUGACAUCCAAGCUCUAGAUAAGAAACUACGGUCUCUCUUCAAAGACCAGAGCUCUGCAUCCUCAGCGUCAAUGGAUCCUAGUCAGAGCACAGGGACCUCCUCUCCUACCCCGGGGACUGCUUCCCCGCCACCAGGAACUGUCAUGGUGCCUCCAUCAAACCUUUCCCUCACCUCUGGGGCUCAAGGUGUCCUUGGCAGCACAACCACCCCAGGACAGGGUAUUACCCCAUCAGGACAUACACAUACCCCUCCGAUGAAGCCCAGGGCACAGACUUUACCUACUGGUUUUGAUCAAGCUGCUACACCUCCCUUGGAAAUUAUACCUCCAUUUCCUGGACCAAAUCAGUCACAUCAACCACUGGGUAAUUUGGAUGCACAGUUAAGGAGAGCUCUGAGCCCUGAGACUGUUCAGGGUGGAAACAGAGUCCAACCUCCAGGAGCAGGUUUCACUCUGGGACGUUUCCAAGUUUCUGCUGCAACAGAUGAUUCAUCCAGCAGCAUUCCCGAUCCCUGCAACGUGGUAUCCUCUUCCUCCCUCACACCAUCCUCUACCUCCUCUUCCUCUUCCUCCUCUUCCUCUUCCUCACCCUCGAGUCCAGAGAAUACACUCCACAGGUUGUCAUCUUUGCCCAAAGUUGCUUGUGAAACAGACUGCAUAAAUGGAGCUUUGUCUUUCUCUGCCGAUCCCGUCGGUCAGCCCACGACUAUUGGGCGUUUCCAAGUGUCCACGAGCAGUAACGUCACAUCUGAAUCCACCACUGGCUCCAAAGUGGGACGUUUUUCAGUCACAGUAACUCCAGCUCCAGCGACAGGCUCUAGUCUAUCACAGGAUUCUGCUCAGCAGAACGGGCCCUCAUCCUCAUCCUCUGACCCCCACAAUGCUCACAGCCAUUACAGCAGUGACAACGACGACUCUGAGACAGAGGACGAUGCCUUGCAGAAAGAAAUUAGCCACCUGAGAGAAAAACAUAUGAAGGAGCUUCAGGUCUUACAGUCUCGUCAGAAGGAGGAGAUAGAGGCUCUGUUUGUCCGCAUAGGAAAACCACCCCCUCCUUCUGUCUUCUCCCCUGCUGUGGCCAUGGCUGGAGGUCGACGUAGGCUGAAAAGCAAGAGUCAUAAAUCUGCUCGCAGUAGUGGCCAACCCAGUCCCAAUCACUCUGGAUCGUCUCCUAAGCACAGUUCCCCCUCUCCAUCAGAAGCUUCCGAAACUGCAACAGAGGCAUCAUCACAAGCAGCUGGCAGAUCAGACCAGCAGCUACGAUCCUCUCCGUCCAUGCCCAGCCUCAGUGGCUGCUCCACAGGACCAAUUGGAUCCAGCGUCAGUAACGGUUCAGGUCACUGUCAGAACCAUUCUUCUUCACUGACCCAGGUGACUGGAGCUGCUGCUUCUGGCUGUCUCACCCAGAAAGGCAAAGGCACCUUCACUGAUGACUUUCACCAACUGGUGGAUAACUGGGCCAGAGACGCCAUCAACCUGUCCCAGUGUAAGAGAGGUCCUAAAACUGGAGCACAGGCGGUACUGGGACAUGAUCUAAUCCCUCCAGCCAACAUGGGGCGUAAAUUCUCAGCCCCAGGUUACCUUUGCCCGACACUUCCCACACCUUCCAACACCACAUCCACCACCAACACUCACCUUAGCAGCUCAGCCAGUCCGUCCGUCUCUAUGGGGCCUCGUACAGGCUCUCUGGGCCCUGUUCCCCAGGGGUUUGGAUAUGCUGCUGCUCCAUACAGUGCUUCUCAGUGGGCAGGACCCACAGGCACAAGCCAGGUCAGCAUGCUUAACCCUGCACAGCCACCAUCACAGUACCAGCCGCCUACAACAGCCUCUGUGUCCAUGCAGCAAGGCUACCACAUGGGAACCACGCCUGCACCUCAGAAAUCAGCCAGUCACGGAGGACCCAACUUGAGGCCUACGUAGCCCAGUCAGAGCGGAGAGACGGGACAGUCGUUGAUCGAAAAACCACUAGCUCUCUUAACAGCUUCGCCGGCUGUGUCAUGCUUCUUUUCUUUUUUUUAUUAUUAUAUUUCUUUUAUUAUUUUGUGUAAUGAGUGGACUUGUGUCCUCUCAGGCAGAACAAAAUCUGUUAUUGGAGGGAGAGUGCAAUACACAUCCACGGCACAGAAAGUGUCCCACUUAGCCUGCCGUUAGCUGUGGAUCCGAGCUGUGACGAGUUAGUCGGUUGUGUCUGCUAAUGUAACGACCCAAACGCAGAACCAAAAUCGGCCAAAGAUGCUUGCUUUUUUUUCUUUGAGAGCAGACAUUGUCAUGUGAUCCCUUUUUGAAGAAGAGGUGGAGGUGGGGGAGGGAUUCUGGGUGAUAUCCUCGCUGGUUCUGACGUAAAGCUGAACUGGCACUGAAGAAUGUUGAGUUAAUUACUCAACAACAGACACACGUAUACACACACACACACACACACACACACACACACACACACACUGUCCUGACGAAACAUUGACCUAUUUAAGUGAGUUCGAGUGGUAGGUUGUGUUGUUAUUGAGACUGUGAGUGUUAGUAAGUGGAGGAUUGGAGUGGGACAGUUGGAGAAUUAGAUCUGUGGCAGUUGUUGAAUGCAGCUGUUGAACUGGGACUGAGAGGGAAAAAAAAUGCUGUGGGAACAAAGAUGGACCAUGGCGAGCCGCUGUAUUAAGGGAAUUG